GUAUCCCCGCGCCACCUCGCGUCACACUCCGUGGCUCUCGUGGGGUCGCGAAUUCAUUAAUUCAUUCAUUCAUUCUCUCUUCAACGCUCCUCCGUCCACUUUCCAGCUGUCUCAUACUGUUUGAACAAAUCCGUAGAUAUGAACCACUUUGAAACGCUUGACAAGGUGAUGAACUCUAUAGUGGACAGCCUUUUUGGACAAAGAGAUAUUCGAGUGAGAGGAUGGCUCCUGCUGGAUUCCUAUACACCGACCUUUUUGCUUACCAUCACCUACCUCUUAACUAUCUACCUGGGAACAAAAUAUAUGAGAAACAGACCAGCAUACUCACUGAAAAAUGUCUUGCUGAUUUACAACUUCUCUGUUACCCUGUUGUCGUUCUACAUGCUGGUUGAGCUGAUAUCAGCAGUCUGGUCUGCAGGUUAUCGUCUUCAGUGUCAGGGAUUGUAUGAAGCUGGUGAUGCAGACAUCAGGGUAGCAAAAGUCCUCUGGUGGUAUUAUUUUUCCAAGCUGAUUGAGUUCCUGGACACCAUCUUCAUUGUGCUGAGGAAGAAAAACAGUCAGAUCUCUUUGCUGCAUGUGUAUCAUCAUGCCUCAAUGUUUAACAUCUGGUGGUGUGUCCUCAACUGGAUACCCUGUGGACAAAGUUUCUUUGGGCCGAUGCUAAACAGUUUCAUACACAUUCUCAUGUAUUCUUACUACGGUCUGUCCACCAUCCCAUCCAUGCAGAAAUAUCUGUGGUGGAAACGAUACCUCACCCAGGCUCAACUGGUUCAAUUUGUAUUGACUAUAACACACACAGUAAGUGCAUGGAUCGUUCCUUGUGGUUUCCCUCUGGGCUGUCUGAAAUUUCAGACUUUCUACAUGGUCACACUUGUGAUCCUAUUUGUCAACUUCUACUUGCAGACAUACAGAAAGAAGAGGCUGGACAGUGACAGAAUGACAAAGACUGGAGGAGAUCUUAAGAACAUCAAUCAUUCAAAUGGGCUUUCAUAUUCUCUAAAUGGAUCAAAUUUAAAACGGAAAGUACAGUGAAUACCUUCUCAAUCCAGUUGUGUCGAACACUAGUGAAAUAGCAGCUAUAAUCAUCUGUAAUUGAGUACUUUUUAGAAUAGGAAUUUUUUAACUUUUUUUGUUUUUAUUUUAUACAUUCCUGUCAAGUCUUGACACUAUGAGCUCAAUAAGUGGCAUACACAACACAUUUUAUAUGGAGGGUGUUCAAAACCACAGGUCCAGAUGUUCUUCAAAAUAAAUUACUCUUACGUAGUACAGUAUUAAGCCUCUUAAGCUUGUGUCUCGCUGAUAAGAAAUAUUUAGUAAAUUAAAUUAAAUAUUAGUAAAUUAUCCUUAACCUCCAUAUUCAGCCAUUGUUUAACAGAAAUGCCUUAUAUUAAUUAUUUUACCUGAAUGCUGGAAAACGUUUCGCUGCUGCAGAAUGUGUUAACUAUGAAUUUAUUAUAUAAAGUUAUCAUUUUAGACUCAUUUUAACCAGUUGGAUUAGUUCACAGUCAUUGAAAACCUGGAAAUGUUAGGGAUUUGAAAAGGAAUGCGAAUUUAUACAACAAAUAUGCAUUUUUAUAGAUACUGUAUGAGAAGCAGUGAAAUAUUUUACUGGCUAGAAUUUUUUGUAAAUGCAAACCUUACUCUGUUAAACUAUCCUCAUAUAGUAAUCAUCAUGGGAACCUUUACUUGCCUAGAAGUACAUACAUUUUAGGGAUUCUGAAGUUUUGUGUUUAUUUCAUUAAAGCAGUGUUUCUCAGUUCCAGUCAUCACCCCCCAGAAUGCUUUCGAUGUCUUCCUAUAUAAAACUCCCCAUUCAACUCAUCAGCUUGACACUGUGAAAAUCAUCUAUGACAUGACUUGUUCGAGGGCAUGCAAUGCCAUGCAGACAGAUCGGGAAACGACAGUGCCACGAGAGCAAUUCGAGGACUAUGUAUGCUUGCUCUCACUGUGAUUUCACACAAGAUCGGUCUGCGCAGCGCUACAUAAAGUCGAACAAAUUGAUCACUCCCUUAUUUGAGGCAUUUAAAACAAUGUUAGGUAAAGAUGCAAACUUUACAUAAGGUGCAAAUUACGCUGAGAAUGGUACAUGGUUUGUAGACAGCUUAAUUGACUAGUAUAUUAGAACUGAAGAUAAAUGAAUGUCUUAACUAAAUAAAAUAAAGCACUUCAAAUAAUUGCACCAGA
Messenger RNA from Triplophysa dalaica, 2184 nucleotides. RefSeq names its product elongation of very long chain fatty acids protein 2-like. Gene Ontology annotation, molecular function: fatty acid elongase activity. Gene Ontology annotation, biological process: fatty acid elongation, saturated fatty acid; sphingolipid biosynthetic process; very long-chain fatty acid biosynthetic process. The record is from RefSeq and is a predicted model, not a curated record. The transcript has 8 exons. Gene Ontology annotation, cellular component: endoplasmic reticulum; endoplasmic reticulum membrane. NCBI's taxonomy places the organism in Eukaryota, Metazoa, Chordata, Actinopteri, Cypriniformes, Nemacheilidae. Bases 139 to 1032 code for a protein of 297 amino acids.